Bombina bombina (fire-bellied toad) is the source of this 4950-nucleotide messenger RNA. It is a transcript of the gene DENND5A, whose product is annotated as DENN domain containing 5A. The record is from RefSeq and is a predicted model, not a curated record. The coding region runs from base 133 to 4008 and encodes 1291 amino acids. Lineage: Eukaryota; Metazoa; Chordata; Amphibia; Anura; Bombinatoridae. The transcript is spliced from 23 exons. Gene Ontology annotation, molecular function: small GTPase binding; guanyl-nucleotide exchange factor activity.
GCAUCCGAACAGCUGGUCCAGGCGCAUCCCGUGAUGCAGUGCGGCGACUGGCCGAGCUCCGAGCCGCCGGAUUAUGGCAUCCGGGACCCCCUCUCUUAAGACGAAUGGACGAGAACUGACAACAGCGACAUCAUGAGCGGAGGAGGAGGUGGUGGCGGCGGUAGCAACACGGCGCCCGGCCGCUUCGCUGAUUACUUUGUAAUCUGCGGGCUAGACACCGAUACCGGGCUGGAGCCAGAUGAACUCUCCGCACUAUGUGAGUACAUACAGGCUUCUAAAGCCAGAGAUGGGGUCGGACGUUACUUAUCCAGCGCUGCUGAAGGAGAGAAUUUUGAACAGACUCCUCUCAGGCGCACAUUUAAAUCGAAGGUUCUGGCUCGAUACCCUGAGAACGUUGAGUGGAACGCCUUUGACCAGGAUGCUGUUGGUAUGCUAUGUAUGCCUAAAGGACUGUCCUUCAAGACGCAAGCAGACUGCCGAGAACCACAAUUCCAUUCUUUCAUUAUUACAAGGGAAGAUGGAUCUAGGACAUUUGGGUUUUCUCUCACCUUCUUUGAGGAGGUCACCAGCAAACAGAUUUGUAGUGCCAUGCAAACGUUAUAUCACAUGCACAACGCAGAGUAUGAUAUCAUUCAUACUUCAGCAACCAAUGGCACAGAAUGCAAUGACGUAACUGAGGACUGUAAUGAUAUCUCGGUAACAAAGUUACAAAGGUUUAACUCUUAUGACAUUUCACGUGAUACAUUAUAUGUCUCCAAGUGCAUCUGCCUCAUUGCUCCUAUGUCUUUCAUGACUGCGUGUAAAAAAGUUCUCGAACAGCUUCAUCGAGCUGUGACAUCUCCCCAACCUCCGCCAUUACCGUUAGAAAGUUAUAUUUAUAACAUCCUUUAUGAAGUUCCUCUUCCACCAGCCGGGAGAUCCUUGAAGUUUUCUGGUGUCUAUGGACCGAUUAUAUGUCAAAGACCAAGCACCAAUGAGUUGCCGUUGUUUGACUUUCCAGUCCAGGAAGUUUUUGAGUUGCUGGGUGUGGAAAACGUUGUUCAGCUGUUUACUUGUGCUCUUCUGGAAUUUCAGAUACUGCUUUACUCACAACAUUACCAGAGAUUAAUGACCGUGGCAGAGACCAUCACUGGGCUUAUGUUUCCGUUUCAGUGGCAACAUGUGUAUGUUCCUAUACUCCCAGCUUCGCUGCUUCACUUCUUAGAUGCCCCUGUCCCUUAUCUAAUGGGCUUGCACUCUAAUGGGCUGGAUGACCGGUCUAAGCUGGAGCUGCCCCAAGAGGCCAAUCUUUGCUUCGUAGACAUAGACAACCAUUUUAUCGAGUUACCCGAGGACCUGCCUCAAUUCCCUAACAAGCUGGAGUUUAUUCAGGAAAUAUCUGAGACCCUAAUUGCUUUUGGGAUCCCUCCAGAGGGCAAUUUGCACUGCAGUGAGAGCGUCUCCAAACUGAAGAGCCUGAAAGUAGCUGACCUUGUGUCUGACAAGAAGAACGGAAACCUCGCUGGGUCACCGUUAGGCUCAUAUGAGUUUCUGAAAGAAAACAAGACCAUGGCCCGGCUUGAAGCUCUGGUAAAGAGGACUGGAGUGAGCAUGGAGAAGCAGGUGGAGGUGAAGGAGGAUAGCAGCGCCAGAAAAGAUGGAAAGUCUCAGUGUGAUGAAGAGGAGCUCCGUAUUCACCAGUUAAACAUUCAAGUCCGUGAAGUCUUUGCAAACCGUUUUACACAAAUGUUUGCCGACUACGAAGUGUUUGUGAUUCAGCCAAGUCAAGAUAAAGAGUCCUGGUUCACCAACAGGGAGCAGAUGCAAAACUUUGACAAAGCUUCAUUUUUAUCAGAUCAACCAGAACCUUAUCUUCCAUUUCUAUCACGAUUCCUGGAAACCCAAAUGUUUGCCUCGUUCAUUGACAAUAAAAUUAUGUACCACGAUGAUGACGACAAAGAUCCCAUCUUACGUGUCUUUGAUUCGAGAGUUGACAAAAUUAGACUGUUAAAUGUUAGAACGCCUACAUUGCGCACAUCUAUGUACCAGAAAUGCACUACUAUUGAGGAAGCAGUAAAAUCAAUAGAGCAGCGACUAGCAAAAAUAGAUCACACCGCUAUCCACCCGCAUUUGUUGGAUAUGAAGAUUGGACAGGGAAAAUAUGAACCUGGAUUCUUUCCCAAACUCCAGUCUGAUGUUCUUUCCAACGGUCCAGUUACCAACAAAUGGACAAAAAGAAAUGCACCAGCUCAAUGGAGGAAAAAAGAUAAACAGAAACAGCACUCUGAGCACCUUAGGCUUGAUAAUGACCAGAGAGAGAAAUACAUUCAAGAAGCAAGAAAUUUGGGAAGUACCAUUCGGCAGCCCAAGCUCUCAAACCUGUCGCCCUCUGUCAUUGCGCAGACAAAUUGGAAGUUUGUUGAGGGUUUGCUGAAGGAGUGCCGCAAUAAGACCAAGAGGAUGCUGGUUGAGAAGAUGGGGCGGGAAGCUGUGGAACUUGGCCACGGGGAGGUCAGCAUUACAGGCGUAGAGGAGAACACUUUAAUUGCAAGCCUUUGUGAUCUCCUUGAAAGGAUUUGGAGUCACGGUCUUCAAGUGAAGCAGGGGAAGUCCGCCUUAUGGUCCCAUCUGCUACAUUACCAGGAAAACAGGAAAAUCAUUACAUUAGGUAGUUUAUGCAACUCAGAUAUCCGUUUAGUUUUAGAAAGACGCAAAUCUGAUCCCUGCCCCGUCAUGCCUCCAUUGAAGAUCUCACUUGUACAGGAUAUGAGACAUAUUCAGAACAUUGGGGAAAUAAAAACGGAUGUGGGGAAAGCGCGAGCUUGGGUCAGGCUGUCUAUGGAGAAGAAGCUGCUGUCACGGCAUCUAAAGCAACUUCUACUGGAUCAGGAGCUUAGCAGAAAACUCUACAAACGAUACGCCUUCCUGCGUUGCGAUGAUGAAAAGGAACAAUUUCUUUACCAUCUGCUCUCGUUCAACGCUGUCGAUUAUUUUUGCUUUACCAAUGUAUUUACAACUAUCAUGAUCCCGUAUCACAUUGUGAUCGUCCCUAGCAAGAAGCUCGGAGGCUCUAUGUUCACGUCUAAUCCUUGGAUUUGUAUAUCGGGUGAACUGGGAGAAACGGGAGUGCUGCAAAUUCCCAGGAGUAUUUUAGAGAUGACAUAUGAGUGCCAGAACCUUGGGAAGCUGACGACCGUACAGAUCGGACAUGACAAUUCCGGGAUCUAUGCCAAGUGGCUGGUGGAACACGUCAUGGUUCGAAAUGAAAUAACCGGACACACAUAUAAGUUUCCGUGCGGCCGGUGGUUGGGGAAAGGAAUGGACGAUGGAAGCCUGGAGAGAGUUUUGGUUGGAGAUUUACUUACAUCAAAUACUGAGACUGAAGAGAGACCCUGCAGGACACCACCACUGCAACACUCCCCAAGUAUGAUCCGGAGGCUGGUAGCAAUAUCCCCUAACAGCAAACCAAAAUUAAAUACAGGUCAGAUUCAAGAGUCAAUUGGUGAAGCUGUGAAUGGCAUUGUGAAGCACUUCCAUAAGCCGGAGAAAGAGAGGGGCAGUUUAACGUUGCUGCUGUGUGGAGAAAAUGGACUGGUUUCUGCCUUGGAACAAGUGUUUCAGCAUGGGUUCAAAUCCCCAAGACUCUUCAAAAGUGUUUUCAUAUGGGACUUUCUAGAAAAAGCACAAGCACAUUAUGAGGCUCUUGAGAUGAAUGAAUUUGUGUACGAGGAAGACUGGAUGCAAAGGGCACGCAACUUUUGUCGGUUUAUUAAUGCGAUCAAUAACACGCCUAGGAAUAUUGGAAAGGAUGGCAAGUUUCAGAUGUUUGUUUGCUUGGGAGCCAGGGACCAUUGUCUGCAUCACUGGAUCGCCUUGCUUGCAGAUUGCCCUAUCAUAGCACAAAUGUAUGAGGACACCGCUUUGAUCAAAGACCACACUUUAGUAAACUCCUUAAUCAGAGUUCUGCAGACCCUGCAGGAGUUUAACAUCACUUUGGAAACAUCCCUCGUGAAAGGAAUAAACAUCUGAUUAUCGAGAACUGAGCAAGACCGUAAGAGAAACCACAUACUGUGCACAGAGACAUCAUCUACCUAGUCUUUUGCUACACCGAAUCACAGCUUCUCUAGAUUUACAGCAACUCGGCUGACGCAAAGACUUUGUCACUCUGUCGGACACUGGACUGGAGAGUUUUUAUUUUGUCGUUUGCUUUUCGACUUCUUACAUUCAUAUGAAAGCGGUUUAAGUGAAUAUUGCACAGAUUAUUGGAAUGCUGCUGUAUUUACUUGCCAUGGAUAUUGUGCAAAGAACCAUUACUUUGUCUAAUUAUAUUGUCUUUGCUGAUGUUACAUAUGACCACGUCUAAAGAUUUUUCUAAAACGUCUGUUACAUUGUAUUGAUAUUUUGCUUUUAAAGCAUGUCACCCAACGCCCCAUCGCUGUUACAGACAAAUAUUUACAUAUUUUUUAAUGUUCUUGUGCUUGAUCACAUUGUUAGUGAGCCAUAACUUUCUUUGUCAGUAUUACUUUCAUCUGUGAGGUCAACAGAUAUUUUAUCUAUUGCUAUAUAAGUGCACAUUUUUUUGUUGUUAAUUCUUGCAUUAUUUUUUAUUUAUUGAGGGAUUUAUGAUUUUGUUCUCCAAAUCUGUUCAACAGUGUAGAUACCUCUCUGGAGGAGUUAAAUCUGUUUGGAAGUGGAGGAACCUUUUUAUCUGGAGACAUCUGAAUAGAUGGCAUUAAUGCUCUUACAAGUGACUUUUUUUAUUGCCUGAGUCUGACGUAAUCUUAUUCUGCUGCUUCUUUAGCAAUAAUAUGAAGACAACUGGCAACUCCACUAAAGAACUAUCUUACAUUAACUCCUUUUAAUCAGGUGCCAAGUUUUAUUGUCUACCAAGAAUAUAAACUCACAUUGGCCCAUCAGAAUCAGGAGGUACUUUUGCACAAUGCAGACUAAAAAUAAAAUACAUUUACACAA